Molecule: messenger RNA, 2357 nt
Organism: Meriones unguiculatus (Mongolian gerbil)
Lineage: Eukaryota; Metazoa; Chordata; Mammalia; Rodentia; Muridae
Gene: Acbd4
Product: acyl-CoA binding domain containing 4
Exons: 10
Coding region: 831-1817 (328 amino acids)
Biological process (GO): fatty acid metabolic process
Molecular function (GO): fatty-acyl-CoA binding
Source: RefSeq, a predicted model, not a curated record
UGCCGGUGGAGUCUGGCGAAUGCCAAGGGUAGGGUGUCCGUGCGGCUCUCUCAAGCAUCCGGUAGGGGCUGGUGGUACACCUUCACCUGGCGGCGGCCGACAGCCAGGCUUCCCACGCUGCCUUCUGCGGGACGCCGGGUCCCGGGACCCGCCUCUUGCUGCCAGGGUCGAGGUGCUCCGGGGAGGCGGGGCCGGCAUUAGCCCAGCAACUCCCCGAGCUUCCACCAGGGGGCGCGAGGACCCCGCGACCGUUCAGCGCGUCCACCGGGGGGCGCUGCAGCCCGCCUCUGGCUGCCAAGGGGUGCGGAGGGCGACCCAUCGGCGAGCCCCGCCUGACUGCGAGAGGCAGGGUGAAACUAUUUGCAUAAUCUUGAAAGAGCCUUUCUGACUGGUUCGGGCAUAAAAGCCCCGAAUGUGAAACGGUGCCUCUCAUUGGCUUAGUCUUCUCCUCCUUUUCGCGUCCCGCCCUUUCCCUGCCCCUCUGGACCCAGAGGUCAAUCGGAAACCACUGGUUAGUGCUGAGAAGAGGACCCCGGUGUCCCGGCUGUGGGGACCCAGGGGUGAGUGAAGGGCCGGGGCGCGGAGAGCCGGGGUGGGAGGCUGUUCCUCCCACUCUGCUAUGACUCCUCCUCGCUCGCUGAUUCGCCCGUUCAGGAAAUGGAAAUUGGGCAUCUAGAGAGCUACAUCUGGGGACGUCUGUGGCUCCGAGACCCUUGCCACCUGCCUCUCCUCCCACUCAUGGCCCAGCCGGUGCUUCCUCGCCACCCUGGCCCCAUUGACGCUGCCUUGAGAGACGCUGCAAAGUAGAGCCUCAGAGUUUGGAGUAAACCAUGGGCACCGAGAAAGAAGAGCCCGACUGUCAGAAACAGUUCCAGGCAGCAGUGAGCGUCAUUCAGAACCUGCCUAAGAAUGGCUCUUACCGCCCCUCCUAUGAAGAGAUGCUGAGAUUCUACAGCUACUACAAGCAGGCUACUAUGGGGCCCUGCCUGGUCCCCCGGCCUGGGUUCUGGGACCCCAUUGGACGUUACAAGUGGGAUGCCUGGAACAGCCUGGGCAAGAUGAGCAGGGAGGAAGCCAUGUCCGCCUACAUCUCAGAGAUGAAGCUGGUGGCCCAGAAGGUGAUCGACACAGUGCCCCUGGGCGAGGUGGCGGAGAAUAUGUUUGGUUAUUUCGAGCCCCUGUACCAGGUGAUCCCCGACAUGCCGAGGCCCCCAGAAACCUUCCUGAGAAGGGUCACAGGUUGGAAAGAGCCAGCACCGCAGAGAGCCGAUCAGGCUGCUCCAGAGCCUUCUAGCCAACUCAGGGAGCCAGUACCUCCAAAUCCAGAGUCCCAGCCACCCAGAGACUUGGACCUGGAUGUUUUCUGUGACUCCGUGGAGCACCUUGAGCCGGAGCUGGUGAGAUCGCCCCUCUUGUCCCCUGUUCCCGUGUCCACGCUCCCCCACCUCCAUCCUGGGACCUGCGGCUCAUCUGAGCAGGUUUGGGCCGAGCAGAAGGAAGCAGCUGGCAGAGAGCUGGACACCAGUAGCAGCCCCGAAUCCCCCGGUGAGAAAGAGGGGUUGGGCGGCAGCUUGGUGGAGCCCCAGGAAUUGGACAGAUGGCUGGUGGGAACAGUCCGGGCCAUGCAGGAAAGCAUGAGGGAUGUUCAGAGGAGGCUGCAGAGCCUGGAGAGCAAGCCCCAGCCACCUGAGCAGCAGAGGCCGCCAAGGACUCGGCCUCGGCCCCUACGGCUCUCGGCUCCCACGGUGCUCUUCUUUAUCCUGUGGCCCUUCGUUGUCCAGUGGCUCUUCCGACAAUUUCGGAUCCAGAAGAGGUGACUCAAGGACGGGGUCUCUCUAGCAACUGAGAAGGCUAUGAGGGGUCCCCGCAUGUCCUGCUGUGUCCUGAGCCUCCUUAGGUUUAGGAAAACAGAAACCUUCCUUCCCAUCCUCGGUCACCCUCCUUUAGUAGGGGUCCCCUAAGACCCCAGCCUUCCCCGCAGCUCGCACCUAUGUUCCCAGGCUGAGUCCCCAAGCCUGCCGCGGUCGGCUGCUGUCACGGUGCACGUUCUAGCUUUGGGGUUGGUGGGGAGCACCCUCCGGCCCCACCCUCCGGGUCACCUGACUUUGCUCCCGCCGAGUCGGCUCCCUGCCGAGGCUCAGCUCUUGGGCAAGUUGGGACUUGGACCUGGCCUGAAGACUGAUUGGCUGGAAGGUUGCGAGAAAGGCCAGAGCCCGCGGGAGUGGGGAGGGACGGGAGGAGUGUGCAGGCUGGGGGCUGGGAUGCCCCGGACACACGCACAAGUACACAUCCCGCUCGGGACUUCACUGAAGACUCACGUGCAAUUGAACGCUUCAUUAAACAAAAGAAAACCUCAA